AAAUAAUAAUAAUAAUAAUAAUAAUAAUAAUACUGCUUCCUGCGUUUUUCUGCGUUUCACAUCAUACAAAUAUAAAAAGAGGUUCUGCAUGUUUGACAUUAGUCCUCCGAAGUUUGAGACGGACAAAGAUAAAAAAACAUGGAUGUUUAACACGACCCAUGUAAGAACGGCUGUGGCCACUGCUGGCCCCAUCCAUGGGCAGUGUUUUAGCUCUGUCUUCUCAUCCUUUCCAAAUCCACUCUCCAUUUCCUCACAGCACCAUCCCACAGCGAUGGGAAAGAAAAGAUGGACGCUUGCCCAAUCCAGGGGGCUUCGAUGAGCUACACAGGAAGUGCAAAGAUGUUUUCCCUCAGCAGGUUGAAGGAGUGAAGCUUACCAUCAAUAAGACUCUCAGUAGCUGCUUUAAGGUGAGUCAUAUCCUUCACCUCAGUGCUGUUGGUCCUUCGAACUAUCGCUUUAAUGCUUCAUAUUUAUCUGACUUAGAAGGAAAAGGAAAAGCCUUGCCAAUGUUGACAGGAGAGAUGGAUUCUUCAGGAAGUCUUAAUGCGCAGUGGCUGCAGCUUUUUAGCGAUCGGAUAAGAGCUAAGGCUGUCUUCCAGACUCAAAAAUCCCAGUUUCUAACAUGGCAGUUUGAGACGGAAUAUCGAGGCGAUGAUUUCACUGCUGCUGUUACUAUGGCAAAUCCAGACAUUUUCACACAAUCUGUAAUUAUGGUAGCACACUUCCUGCAAAGUAUGUCUCCGCAGUUAGUUCUAGGUGGAGAGCUGGUCUACCACCGUGGCAGAGUGGAGGAGGGAGGUAUUUUCACGCUGGCUGGACGUUACACUGGUCCAAACUGGGUAGCCACUUUAAAUGCUGGAAAAGGAGGUGCACAUGCCAGCUACUAUCAUCAAGCAAAUAAACAGAUCCAAGUAGGUGUGGAAUUUGAAGCCAGCACAAGAACACAAGAAACUAUGUUUUCAUUUGGCUACCAAUUUGACAUUCCAGAAGCCAAUAUGGUCUUCAGAGGGACUUUAAACAGCCGUUGGAUUGUUGGAGCUGUGUUAGAGAAACGGUUGUCUCCCCUUCCUGCUGUUCUGACUUUGGGAGCAUUUGUCAACCACAGAGGAAACAAAGUCCAGUGUGGUCUAGGAGUGACGGUUGCAUAAUAUGUGUCGACACUUUAUAAAUGUUUUGUUUUCCUUUAUAUGUUUUUUGUAGGGUUGCUGAGGGCUUCCUUUUUAGGUUCAUCAUGAUUUUGCACAGUCCAAUUUAUUUCACAAUUUAAACUCAAAUGUCCUGAUUAUGUAACAAUGAAAUUAUUUUUUAGGGCAACAAUGUAAAAAGAAAGACUACCAAAAUGUAAUAUUAAUAGUAUUUUUUAAAGUUUUUAAAUUAUUUAUUUAUUCAUUUAUUUAUUUAAACCAUGCAUGAUAAAACAUGUUUACAUGUUAGUUAAUUUUAUGGAGGAUUUAGAAAUGUUGUGAAUGUUGAGUUAUGCAUUUUGAGGUUUAGUAUAUCCUUACAGUGUAGUACAAAUGUACUCAUGUAUGCUGUAUUUCAUGAGGUUGUUUCUUCAACAAACUUUACAUAAAUUACUUUCAUACUUUUUAAUUAUGCUACCUCAAAAAGGAAAGUCUUCUUUUCAAAACAUGCUUUCUAGGUGCCCCGAAAACCUUACUCAUACUCCUUUCCCUUAAUUGUUAGUGUGGAGAAAUCGGGAUGGUCUGGCAUCUGGCCCUUAUAAACCAACAAUUUGCACCAGAUAAAGGGACCAUUUACAGAGGAUUCAGAUGGUAUUCAGUCCACUCACUUUUUUCCCAUAUUACUAUGUUGUAGCCUUAUGCUAAAAUUGUUUAAAUAAAAAUUUCCCCCAUCAGGCAACACCGUCAGUACUCCAGAAUGACAAAGCAUAAACAGUUUUUUUUUUUUUAAAUUUGUUGAUAAUUUAUUAAAAAUAAAAAGUGAAAUAUCCCAUUAUACAAGGCAAAUUUGAAAAAAGUGAAGGGAACUGAAUAUGUUUGGAAUCCACUGUAUCUCUGUACCUAAUUUAAAGACUGGCAAUGCGAACUAAUGACCAUGAACAUUCAAACUUGCAGUGGUCAUGAAGGCCCCAUCGCAUGUAUACUAUAUUAGCAUAAAUUCUCUUUUUACUUUUUGAGUAUUACAAUGUGUUCACUUUUGUGUGGAGAGCAGAAAGCACUAGCAAAAUUGAAUUUACUGGAAAAAAACCAACAAUUUAUUAGUUUCUGAAUUGUACAUCAUAUGAAAUUACAUACACAGCUCUGUUAUAAUAAAAAAAAAAUCUUGGGUCGAGACGUGAUCAUCUUGGAAAGACACUUUGACGUCCCACAAGACUAGACUUUACAACCUUUAGAAGCAAGACCCGUGAGAUGGUGACUUUUGAAUGUCACGCCCUACUUACAAACAAUUUGAAACAAGAUCACGGACAUCUGACCUCUUAGCUGUUGGAAUGCUUUUGGCAGACACAGUUCAUGUGCUCCCAGCUCUUAAAAAUUUUAUACGUUCUAGAUGGCACGUCAACGACUAAGCGAAGAAGAAAGAGCAGCGUGUCGAAAAGAGACACAAAAGCUUGGGAGAGAAAAGAAGGCAAAAAAGAAUGCACAAAAUAACAAUAAUAAUCUAUGUGCAAAUUCAUAAAAUAAGGAAAGUAAUAAUCAGCCCGGACCAAGUGGAAUUGAAAAGCUCGUAGGUGCAAUCGGGGUCAGAAAUAAAAGACUUCAUAAAGAAGUUCAAAAACGUUGGCGCGAUACACAUUCAGAGCAGGUUAGAGGUUAUGAAAGUAGGAAAAUUCGAAAGUAUCAAAAAAAACCUUUGCGCAAUACACAUGCAGAGCAAGUUAAAGAAUAUGAAAGUGGGAAAGUUCGAAAAUAUAAAAAAAAAAGAGAAUAAAGAUCGGAUUAGCACAAACAAAUGGAAAUUAUUACUCGGUGAAAUAACGUAACAGCAAAAAGAGAUUGAAUAUAUGGACAUAGGUGAUAUGUCAGAAGUAUGUAGAUAUUGUAAGACUUUAAAGUUGAAGUCGGAGACUUGUAGAUCAGCUAAUUUGUGUUGCCAUCAGGGAAAAGGGCAUAUCUGUGAGAAUUAAUAGAUUUGUUGUUUGGUGAAAGUGAAAUCCACAAACACUACAGGCAAAAUAUCUAAGUCUACAAUAAUCUUUUCGCGUUCGCAUCAUACAAUGCUCAAAACGUAGAUUUAAACAAUAAUGGACCAUACGCUAUGACUAUCUGUGGUCCCACAACAAUUAAAGCUACGACAAAUUUAAUUUCGAAGAAACCACAAUUCGGUCAGGUGUAUAUUUAUAAUCACGGAGAAGCGAUGCAACAUAGAAUCGAAAGAGUAUGUAACAAUUCCUAUGAAUAUAACAAUCACUUUAAAUUGUAUAUCCAGUUAACCAAACCCAUAGUUGGGCGAGCAAAGCGCCCUAGUUGUACAUAAAAUUAAACAGCAGACUUUUUUGAUAACAAAUGGUAUUGAAUGUAAUGUUGUUUGGGAUUGCAUACAUGAAAACAGCAGGAAUUGUCAAGAAGUCAGAAUUCAGUAAGACUACUUUGUACUUCUCGAAAACAUGCAUGCAAAGUCUUUAAACUUACUGCAUAUAAAAGACAUUUUCAUUUGGAUUCUUUGGCAGUGGCUACAGGAAAAUGAAAAGCUGCUUGACUUCUAGAACUUCAGACCUUAUCAGGAUCAGGACUUUAAAAUAACUUAGUUACAUGAUGACAUUUACAAAUAACUCAGGAUCUGCUUAAGCACCAGAGCAUAAAAUAAAUCCUGUCUUCUGCAGGUAAUUAAAUUAUUGUAUAAUAUGUUACAUUUUAUACCAUUGCAUUUCAACUCUGAUAAUUCCCAAAGAGGAAACAUAGGCUACAGUGUUUAUAGCAGUGAAAGGAUUUCUUUGAUAGUUCAGAAAUAUUUGUUUAAAGCACAGAUACUUGCUUUUAUACCAUCAGGAGAGGAGAAGAAACAAAUAUGGAACUAUAAAGAAGGUGCUACUUCCUGAAUGGCUUCUUAUAUCUCAGUACUGUUCUUUAUGCCUAGAACACAAAAGUGUUGAAAUAAAAUAUAUUCAGAAGCAUAUCUUAUCAUUUUUAUCUUCAUAUAACUGUAAAUUAAUAAGUUCUAUUAUGGUGUAGACUAUCCUUUUGGAAGUGUGACUAAACAUUACAACAUGGUAUGUUGAGCUUUGUCUCAUUGCAUCUAUAUUUGAAAUCUGUGUUCAUUUAUUAUCACACAUUUUCAUUUAGGUCAUUUAUUACCAUUAUUUUCCUUUUUAGGCCACAUUCAUUAAAAUUAAUAACUAACAAAAUUACUGGAUGUUUCUUUUCUAUUCAUGCUGACCUUAUUUUUUGUUUACUGUAUAAAGUGUGCAGUUUUAAUCACUGAGACGUAAAUGAGAGUUGGUAAGUAAGAGCUGAAAAAGUUGGCAAUGUGGUAGUAAUGACUUGUACUUUUCUGUGUCAACCCAAUAUUUGUUGUUUCUCUUUUUCUAUGCGUUAAGUUUCUAAUUUAAAUCUUCCAAAUCCAAACAACCCAAUAGGAUUAAUAAUGCGAGUCUUUGUUUAAUGCAAAAAUGCCACUGGCAUUAUGUUACAUGGUACAUUUCUGUAAGAAAUUAUGAUCUUGAAUGUGAAAGUAUAAGGCUUAGUAAAAUAAAAAAUAUCUUAAAAUGAAAAUAAAGACUGCAGAUUUACUUUUGAGUACAAAUUUGUUAGACGCUUAUGCCUCUUUCAUAUAAAUAAGAAACAUCCGCAUUACUGGCAUCUUUGAAAGUUCCUAGAUACAAGUAGACAUUGUGGCAAGCACUCUGUCCGGAAAAGGAAGUACAGGUAGAAAUAGGUGUCCCUGGACAGGGUCAGGACUAUGCAUGGCCUUAGGAAGGUGUUCUCUGAUAGUGGCAGCCCAACUUGCAAGGCCAGAUAAUAUAUGGUCACCACCAAUGCUGUUGUAA
Molecule: messenger RNA, 4948 nt
Organism: Erpetoichthys calabaricus (reedfish)
Lineage: Eukaryota; Metazoa; Chordata; Cladistia; Polypteriformes; Polypteridae
Exons: 10
Coding region: 195-1148 (317 amino acids)
Biological process (GO): protein import into mitochondrial matrix
Cellular component (GO): mitochondrial outer membrane translocase complex; mitochondrial outer membrane
Molecular function (GO): transmembrane protein transporter activity
Source: RefSeq, a predicted model, not a curated record